Nematocida homosporus is the source of this 492-nucleotide messenger RNA. RefSeq lists its product as uncharacterized. The record is from RefSeq and is a predicted model, not a curated record. The transcript has a single exon. NCBI's taxonomy places the organism in Eukaryota, Fungi, Microsporidia. The coding region runs from base 1 to 492 and encodes 163 amino acids.
AUGCACUCUCUAGUUGGUGAAGAUCGAAUUAAGGACCAAGUAAGUAAAAUACGAGAUAAAGGAAUGAAAACAGAGGGUUUAGUCGGUUCUAUUAAUAUUGCCCGAAUUGGCGUCUCUUCCUUGGAUGAAGGAAUCUUCCCAGAAGAAGUCUUAGAAGUAAUUGAAGCUCGUCGCCAGCAGAUCUUAGCCCAAAUCAUGCGCACAGCUGAACUAGACCGAAGUACAGUUGCUCAGCGACCAGAUCUCCGUCAUCGCCAAAUAGAGGAAGUUAAAGCCAGUAUUCGUCUGUUAGUACUUGAUAUUGAAAGGAUCUAUGCCCAAACAGGCCGUAAUUGUGUACAAGAGUGUUCGGAUAUGCUUCAGGAACUGGAAGAGGUGAAGCAGAAGUACUUAACCAAGAAAGCAUUUCUAAGUGGUGGAUUCAAAUGGUCAGCCGCCGCUAUUCUUUGUCUCUCUAUUUUAAUCUAUAUGAUCAGAUCCUACUUACUUUGA